AUGACUACGGCGCCACCUCCGCAAACAUUUCAGCCUCCUCGUAGAGAUGUUUCCGCACCUACAGUUGGCGUUAACACGAGAAGAGCUUCGGCAACAGUCUCUGUUGAAGAGUCUCUGAAGACUUAUCAAUUACUGGAAGCCCUGCGAACAAAUGAUACGGGGUUCCUCCAAAAUCAUCUUGCAUCUUAUCAACCUCCUUCAUCGUCACCAAAUAAUAGUAGCUCGACACUCAGUGGAACUCCGCCUUCCUUAUCAUUAAAUCACACACCUUCACCACUAAUACUUGCCGUGCAAUGCUCCGCAACUCCUACAGUCGAAUAUGUACUUUCGCAUUUACCACCGGGUUUUGAUAUUAAUCAACGCGAUCAAUAUGGAAAUACUGCGUUACAUUAUGCUGCCAAAUCAGGACGUCUUGAUGUAGUGGACCUGUUAUUGAAGCAGAAGAACAUCAAUGAUACCUUACUGAACAACGAAGGAAAACAAGCUGUUGAUAUGGCUAAAACUUUGGAGGUUGCCGAAUCACUUAAAGUAAAUCGUGACCAGUUCUUGGAACAUAUAACCGUACUUUACCGAAAACACGUAGCCGCUUCUGACCUUGAAGCACUUCGUAAUUUUUUUCAAGAUCCUCGAGCUGCAGCUUUAAUUGAUAUAAAUCAUCAAGAUUGUGGAACUGGAGCUACGUUAUUACAUGAUGCUGCACGUAAAAAAGAUAUAGAAAUGGUUAAAUUUUGUCUAGAUCAUGGCGCUGAUAUAAAUAUUCGAGAUAGGAAAGGAAAGUUACCGAUAGAAGUCACGAGAGAAGAUAAGAUAAAGAAUUUACUAAAAGAAGUGACCCCCACUUCAAGCUUAGUUAUUACUACAUUACCCAAUCAAUCACCAAAACUAAAAGGUUAUUUACAUAAAUGGACUAAUUAUGCUGGUGGUUACAAAACAAGAUGGUUUGUUUUGGAGAACGGAAUUUUAUCGUAUUUUAAGAAUCAAGAUGAUGCAGGAAAUUCUUGUCGCGGAUCAAUAAAUAUGAGGAUAGCCACAAUCUCUAGAGAUUCAACAGAUCGUCAACGAUUUGACAUUAUUGGGAAAGGUUCAGUACGUUACCAUUUACGAGCCAAUCAUUUUUCUGAAGCAGAAAAAUGGAUAAAGGCUCUGCAACAAUCAAUGCAAUGGAAAGGUUCCAGAAGAACGAGUCUCCAAGAUGAAUCAUCUGUUUCAAUGACAGUAAGUAAUGAUGAUGACCACAGAAUUCCGCGGAUUAUGCGUAGAGCAGACACCAUUUCUUCAAUGAAUCGGGAACGAUCGCGUUCACCUUCUAAUGACUCGAUUGAGGUUGAUACUGUUCCUCAUGCGGACACUUAUCAAUUGAAAAUUAGCUCUGCUAGAGCGCAGAUGGAGAUGCUAUCACAAUUGCUAGAAUCCGUUAUAACCACAUUGCAACCGUUAUUGUCGCCUGAUUCACGACAACAAGUAGUAGUUGAUACAUUUAAAAAAUCCCUUGGACCAUUACAACAUCUUGUGGACGAUGUUGUCCGUAUGUCAGAAGAUCGAGAUACGUACUGGCAGCGAAAACUCGAAAAAGAACUAGAAGCUAAAAGACUUUGGGAAGAAAGUAUGCGUGGUUUUGCAAUUGAACAAGCCCAAAUGGAAGAAAUUAUUCAAGAGAAUGUAAAAGAGCAUAAAAUGCUGAAAAAACUUUCAAAGCUCUAUAAUGUCGAUGUCCAUAGUAACCAUAAUAGGGUUUCAUCCGCUUCAAGUAAUAGUCCAGCGGAACCUAAACCAGAAUUUACGGAAAGAACAAUAGUAUCACCAACUCCAACUGACAAUACAGAACUUGCAAAUUUAUCACCAAUGAUCGACGGCGUUCCUAUGAUACCUCAAAUUGCUAUUGAAGAAACAAAAACGCGGAAGAAGCAUAGUUCUACAACUUCGUUAACUACCGAUUUAUAUGAUUCUGACGAUGAAUUUUUCGAUGCAAUGGAUGGUUCUAAUAAUGUGGAAGUUGAAGAAGCAGUUAUGGAACAGCCAUCAAUGGAAUCAGAUGAAACUGGCAAGCUUCAACCAUACGUAGCGCCUGCAUAUUCAGGAUAUCCAGACCAUGUACGCACACGACUUCCACUUGACCAGAAAUCUUUACGACCCGAUGUUUCUCUCUGGUCGAUUCUUAAAAAUUCAAUCGGAAAAGAUUUAAGCAAAAUCACGCUACCUGUUUACUUUAACGAACCAACUUCGAUGUUGCAACGCAUGGCUGAAGAUAUGGAAUAUAGUGAACUUUUGGAUAUUGCAGCCCGACAAAAAGAAAGUACUGAGCGAAUCUUGUAUGUGGCUGCCUUUGCUAUGAGCAAUUAUUCAAGCACGGUUGGCAGAGUAGCAAAACCAUUCAAUCCUCUACUGGGAGAAACGUAUGAGUAUGUCCGACCAGAUAAAGCAUUCCGGUAUAUAUCUGAGCAAGUGUCCCACCAUCCACCAAUAAGUGCAUGUUAUUGUGAAUCUCCUAAUUACGAUUUUUUUGCAGAAGUAGAUGUGAAAUCAAAAUUCUGGGGAAAAUCAUUUGAGAUUCUUCCAAAGGGGGUUUCUCAUGUCAAUCUAAAAGUUCCCAAUGAAUAUUGGCCUAACAAUAAGGAGCGAGAUCCAAACUCAUACAUAGCUAUGGGCAUGCCGAAUGCAUUUUCCGAACAUUAUUCAUGGAAAAAGGUUACAACAUGUGUGAACAACUUAAUCGUUGGUUCUCCUUGGAUAGAUCACUAUGGGGACAUGGUCAUAAUAAACCAUAUAACGGGGGACAAGUGUGUCUUGACAUUUAAGGCGCGUGGAUGGCGCGGAAAGGAUGCAUUCGAGAUUCGAGGCAUCGUAUAUGAUGCAAAUGGAAAGGAAGUAUGGGAGAUUGCUGGAAGAUGGAAUGAAAGAUUAGUCGCUCGAAGGAGUGGUGGUGCACAUUAUGCGUCGGCAUCUGAAAAAGAUCUGGGAAGUGAUGCGGCGGCUGCAUCUGCCACUGAACUCGAAGAGGCGAUAAGCAGUACAUUAUUAUCACCCACAACUUCAAAUCCAUCACAUCGACGCACAAUUUUGUUGCUAUGGAAGCGCGCACCCUUGCCAGAAGAACCUAUUCCGUUUAAUUUAACACCUUUUGCGAUUACAUUAAAUGAUUUACCAGAAUCAUUAAAAACCUGGAUUGCACCCACUGAUUCACGGUUAAGACCGGAUCAACGUGCAUUGGAAACUGGUCAAUACGAUUUGGCUAAUAGUGAAAAAGUCCGUCUUGAAGAAAAGCAACGGACUAAACGACGAGCACGAGAACGUGGUGAUACAGACGACUUCAAACCUCGUUGGUUUAUUCGAGAUACAGAACCUGAUACAGGUGAAGGCUAUUGGCGCUUUAACCAUGAAUACUGGCAAGAGCGCGAGCGGACGGGUAAAGAAAAAAGUGAAGGAACUGGGCCUGGUAAAUGGAACGUGGAAGAUGAUGAUAUAUUUUAA
Ambispora leptoticha is the source of this 3468-nucleotide messenger RNA. The record is from the annotation of a GenBank genome assembly. Lineage: Eukaryota; Fungi; Glomeromycota; Glomeromycetes; Archaeosporales; Ambisporaceae.